CAACACGAGGGGAAGGGACUUCCGGCGUCCUCCUCGUAGCGGGCGUUUUGUGAUUUUUUAGGAUCGGCUCACCUGGUUAGAGGCUCCAUAGCGUAGGGCAGGGGGUCGAGGUGCCGUGACCGAGGAGACCCGGUAGUAGUCGUGGUACCCGCCGUGCAGAUGCGGGCCUGAGGCUCGGCAACCCGCGCCAGGGCCGGGACAGAGACCGCAGCACCCGGGGCCCCCUCCUCUCCCGCCGCUCCCUCCUCGCCCACCCCAGAGAGUCCGAUGGCGGCGGCCGCGCUGAGGCUCCCGGCUCAGGUUGCUGCUGUGGAGCAGAGGAUGUGGAGGCACCCACUGAGCAGAGCGCUUCUGUGGGAGUGUCACAGACAAGGAUCCCUGAGGUAGCUCUGACUUCCCAGAAGACCCAUCUCUGCAGAAUGUGUGGUCCGGUCUUGAGAAGCAUCUUCCACUUGGCUGAGCAGCAGGGAACACAACACAGCCAGAAACUGUUGAGGUGUGGAGCAUGUGCAAAAUGCUUUCAUUUCAGUGCAAACUUUCACCAGCACCAGGAGGACCAAGUGGGAGAGACACCCUUCAGGAGCAGUGUGGACAGGUCCUUGAUUGUGAAGACCUGCAGUUUUCAUGUGUCACAGAAGCCUUUUACCUGCUGGGAUGUUGGGAAGGACUUCUUGACCAGCUUGGGACAUCUGCAGCAACAGUCCACUCUAACCAAGGAGGAGCCUAACAAAAUCAACCUGGACACAACUUCACAAAGCAGUAAAAGUCAUUACACUUGGGGAGAAUGCACAAAAGCUUUUAGCCCCAUACUUACACUUGGUCAGGACCAGACUGUUCACGCUGAAAGAGAGUGUUUUGUAUGCCAUGAAUGUGGGAAAGCAUUCGGAGACAGAGCUUCACUUGUUUUGCACCAGAGAGUUCACACUGGAAGUUUUCCUGCUUGUGGCGAAUGUGGAAAAUUCUUUGGGAAAAGCUCAACCCUCAGUCAAAACCGGAGAAUUCAUCUGGGGACAAAGCAGUACAAGUGCAGCAAAUGUGGGAAAUCCGUAAGCCACAAAUCUGUCCUCAUUGAUUCCCAGAGAGGACUCCAAGAAAACAGCUAUGUGUGCCAUGAAUGUACGAAAUCUUUUACCUCUAGCACUGCCCUCAGUUAUCAUCACAGAUCUCACACAGGAGAAGGACCUUAUGAGUGCAGUGAAUGUGGGAAAUCCAUUAAGCAUAGUUCUAACUUCAAUCGACACCGGAGGCUUCACACGGGAGAAAGGCCUUAUAGGUGUUGUGAGUGUGUGAAAUCCUUUACUUCUAGCUCUGCCCUUCGUGACCAUCAGAGUGUUCAUACAGGAGAAAGGCCUUAUGAGUGCAGUGAUUGUGGGAAAUCCUUUAGGGAUAGUUCCUACUUCAGUCGACACCGGAGAGUUCACACAGGAGAAAGGCCGUAUCAGUGUAGUGAGUGUUUGAAAUCUUUUACCUCUAGCUCUGCCCUCAUUUAUCAUCAAAGAUCUCACACAGGAGAAAGACCUUAUGAGUGCACUGAAUGUGGGAAAUCUUUCAAGCAUAGUUCCCACUUCAGUCGACACAGGCGAGUUCACACAGAAGAAAGACCUUACGAGUGCAGUGAAUGUGGGAAAUUUUUUAAGACUAGAUUCCAUUUAAGUCGACACCAGAGUGUUCACAGCAGAGAAAAGCCUUAUGAGUGCAGUGAUUGUGGGAAAUCUUUUAAGGAUAGUUACUACUUCAGACGACACCAGAGUUCACACAGGAGAAAGGUCGUAUCCGUGUAGUGAGUGAAAUCUUUUACCUGUAACUCUGCCCUCAUUUAUCAUGAAAGAUCUCACACAGGAGAAAGGCCUAAUGAGUGCACUGAAUGUGGGAACUCCUUUAAGCUUAGUUCUCACUUCAGUCGACACAGGCAAAUUCACACAGAAGAAAGACCUUAUGAGUGCAGUGAAUAUGCAAAAUAUUUUAAGGAUAGAUCCCAAUUAAAUCAACACCAGAGUGUUCACACAGGACAAAGGCCUUAUGAGUGCAGUGAUUGUGGUUAAUCCUUUAAGGAUAGUUACCUCUUCAAUGAACACCAGAGAGUUCACACAGGAGAAAGGCCAUAUCAGUGUAUUGAGUGUGAAAUUUUUCACCUGUAGCUCUGCUCUCAGUUAUCAUCAAACAUCUCACACAGGAGAAAGGCCUUAUAAGUGCAGCGAAUGGGGGAAAUUUUUUUUUUUAAGAUUUUAUUGGGGAAUUGGGGGAGGGGAACAGACAAGUUGCUGUCCUUUUGUUCU
This is a messenger RNA of Hipposideros armiger (great roundleaf bat), 2276 nucleotides long. Its product is annotated as zinc finger protein 883-like. The record is from RefSeq and is a predicted model, not a curated record. The transcript has 2 exons. Lineage: Eukaryota; Metazoa; Chordata; Mammalia; Chiroptera; Hipposideridae.